This is a messenger RNA of Ostreococcus tauri, 891 nucleotides long. RefSeq names its product unnamed product. Lineage: Eukaryota; Viridiplantae; Chlorophyta; Mamiellophyceae; Mamiellales; Bathycoccaceae. Bases 1 to 891 code for a protein of 296 amino acids. The record is from RefSeq and is a predicted model, not a curated record. The transcript has a single exon.
AUGUCCGCGUGGACGUCCCCGCUCGAUCUCCACGACGACUCGGUGGACUUUGCGAGGAACCGCGUGGACGAGGACGCCGAGCGCGCGCGCGCGCGGACGUACGCCGCGAGCGCGCGCGCGCGUGCGCUCGGUGGGAUCGUCGACGCCGAUGACGCGCCGGACGUGUGCGUCAUCGCGGUCGGGAGCGACGCCGCGCGCGCGAUCGCGCUGGGAUGCGCGCGCGCGUGCGACGGAACGCCGCGCGGGGCGGUCGUGACGUCGGCGAGCGACGCUGAGGGACGGGCGACGCGCGCGAGCGCGCUGGGUGAACGGGCGCGGUUCGGGAGCGCGUGCGCGGCGAGCGUGACGACGAUUCACGUCGGGCGACGGGCGCGCGGGACGGGCGCGGUGGCGAUCGCGGAGACGCGCGGAGACGUCUCCGGGACGUGCGCUCGGGCGUGGGCGAGGGAGACGCUUCGUGCGUGCGGCGUCCGUGGUGGGUCGAAGACAAAGGUGCUCGCGUUGACGUCGUGUUCGGAGACCGAGACGAGCGAGGCGGAGAUGACGGCGGGAGAGAUCGAUCGAGUCGUGGCGUACGGAUUGGACACGGGAGCUCUGCGCGCGGAGUUGGAGGGGUCGGCGUGGCCGGCGCCGCCGCGCGCGUAUCCGGUCGGUCGGCUUUUGGAAUCGGUCGGGGCGUCGGCGCUGAUGAGCGCGUGCGACGCGCUCGGCGUCGCCGCGCGCGUCGUCGCGAUUCCAGAGAGUGAACCGGUUCGAGUGCUUUACUGCGGUGCCGACCUGAACGCCGUGAACGAAGCGGCGGCGCACGCGAGCGCGCUGCUCGGUCGAGUCGUGGAGCACGAUUACAAACCCCGUCUCGCCCCGAUGCGCGCGGAGAACGUGUACGCGUGA